GAAGACCGUGAUAAUCUGUGCGAAUGUUGCGCUUGAGGAAACGGUCGCUUGGAGGUGAAGCCAGCGAAGGAAUGCCAAGGCAGCCGAUCACUACCACCUACAGAGCACUUGUGCUACAGCACUUGCUAACAGCUAACAGAAAGGUGGAGUGGGAGAGGGGAACCUUCAUCAGCAAUGCCACAUAGCACGGUAGCACACACGCGUCGGCAUUCAUCGCAUCUGGUUCAUUCUUCACUCAAUUCCGAAACGACUCACUCUGUCCACGAUUGACAUACUCACGCUCUCACUACACCUCAACCAGAUCAAACGAUCAAGAAGUGCAAAAUGGACAAAAACAACCACAUCACCAAAACCCAAACCACCACCUCCUCACCCCCUCCCACCGACCUCGAAAAACACUCCCACGAAACCAAAAACAUCGGCCACCUCAACCGCAACCUCAAAAGCCGCCACAUCCAAUUCCUCGCCCUCUCCGGCGCAAUAGGAACAGGCCUCUUCAUCGGUUCCGGCCAAAUCCUCUCCCUCUCCGGGCCCCUAUCCGCCUUCCUCGCCUACACAAUCACAGGCUUCAACCUCUUCUGCGUCAUAAACUCCCUCGGCGAAAUGGCAACCUACCUCCCCAUCCCCGGCGCAGUACCCAUCUACGCCGCACGUUUCGUCGAUCCGGCUUUAGGGUUCGUGUUAGGUUGGAAUUAUUAUUAUCAGCUCGCGAUUGGAGUUCCGAUUGAGACGACUGUGUCGGCGAUUAUUAUUGGGUUUUGGCCGAAUGGGGUUUCCACGGGGGUUUGGAUUACGGUGCUGACAGUUCCGAUGGUUGUGGUGAAUUGUUUGCCUGUGGGGUUUUAUGGGGAGGUGGAGUUUGUUUUUGGGGCGGUUAAGUUGAUUACUAUUGUGGGGUUGAUUGUUUUGAUGUUGGUUAUUGAUCUUGGAGGAGCGCCGAGUGGGGAUCGGAUUGGGUUUCGGUAUUGGAUUGAUCCUGGGCCGAUGAAUACUUAUCUCCAGCCUGGGGCGUUGGGCAGAUUCUUGGCGUUCUGGAAGGUCUUCAUUCAGGCGACUUUUGCCUAUGGUGGUAGCGAGAUGUGUGUCAUUGCAGCAGGAGAAACACAAGAUCCACGCCGCAACAUCCCCAAAGCAGUCCGCCGCGUCUUCUGGCGUAUCCUAAUCUUCUAUAUCCUCGCCAUCUUCCUCGUCGGCCUCUGCGUCUCCUCCUCCGAUCCCCGCCUCCUCAACGCGAUCGAUUCCAGCGCCCCAGGAGCCGCCGCAUCCCCCUUCGUCAUCGCAAUCGUCAAUCGAGGCAUCCCCGUCCUUCCUCACAUUCUCAACGCCGUAAUCCUCUCCUCCGCCUGGUCCGCCGGCAACGCCUUCUACUACAGCAGCACCCGUGUCCUCUACGCCUCCGCUCUAGACGGCAAAGCCCCCAAAUUCCUCCGCUACGAGAAAUUCGGCGUCCCAUACGCUUGUGUUGCGGCAACAGCUCUCAUCAGCCUUCUGGCUUACUUGAACGUCUCGAAUGCUUCGGCUCAGGUCUUCUUCUGGUUUAGUAACAUUUCUGCCGUUUCGACAUUGAUCGUCUGGUGUAGUAUCUGCAUCACAUAUCUUCGAUUCUAUGCUGGAUUACGACAUAACGGAAUCUCGAGGAAUGAUUUACCUUGGAAAGCGCCUUUUCAGCCUUUCUUGGCUUGGUUUGGGAUUUGCUUUUGUAGUGUUGUGGCACUAUUCAAUGGGUAUGAUGCUUUCUUUCCUGGGAGAUUCAGCGCGAAGAGUUUUGUGCCGCCGUAUAUUAAUAUUCCUAUCUGCCUGCGAAGUCCUAUUGCACNNNCGGUCGUAGGUAGAAACAGAUAG
Cercospora beticola is the source of this 1842-nucleotide messenger RNA. RefSeq lists its product as uncharacterized. Gene Ontology annotation, cellular component: membrane. Gene Ontology annotation, molecular function: amino acid transmembrane transporter activity. The record is from RefSeq and is a predicted model, not a curated record. Gene Ontology annotation, biological process: amino acid transmembrane transport. Lineage: Eukaryota; Fungi; Ascomycota; Dothideomycetes; Mycosphaerellales; Mycosphaerellaceae.